Molecule: messenger RNA, 2119 nt
Organism: Bombina bombina (fire-bellied toad)
Lineage: Eukaryota; Metazoa; Chordata; Amphibia; Anura; Bombinatoridae
Gene: BEND2
Product: BEN domain containing 2
Exons: 12
Coding region: 105-2105 (666 amino acids)
Molecular function (GO): DNA binding
Source: RefSeq, a predicted model, not a curated record
CGUAGAUUGAUACGAAACAGAAACAUACAUAACUUAGCUAACGCUGGCUGGCAGGGAGAAAGUGCUGUUGAAAUCUAGACAACGCUUUAUAGGCCGCAUGCAGGAUGAGCUCCAGGGACUUUAUAACUGUGAAAGUGGAAGACGAUGACGAUGAACCUGUGAUCAUUGAGAGCAGUUCAUUGGGCGGUAGUCAAACUGGCCUUAAAAUGCAGACUAUGCUGGAACGUGAUUCACAAGCAACUGAAGAGCACCAUUACCUUUCUCAGAUAUCCUAUGAGGGUGAAGAUUUAUCAUCAAGCAUUCAAACUGAUAAUAGCACUGAUGAAAUGGACUAUGGCCUUCCUCACAAAAGGAGAAGAGUUCCAUCUAUGUUGGAAAACAACACAAUGGGGAAUCAAGCCCAGGAAUUUGACAACGGUGGCAAUGUACCAUACGACUAUGAUGUGGAGUAUGAUGGUCAGGCAAGUGUCAUGUCUGAAGGUUCUUACAUGGGAGAUCAGCGUAGAAUACUCACAGAAGUCCUCAACUAUUGCCAGGCAAUGUAUGACACCAUUCAAAAAUUGGAUAAGAAAUUUGAUGUACUUCAAAGAAAAGUUUCUGAGAUGCACCAUGCCCGGAUGAGACCACACAUAAAACCUCGGCCACUUGGCAUUCCAUACAGAAACUCACUUCCAUUAAAUCAAGGAAAAAUAAAGCUACAAAAGCUAAAUGAAAGAACUCCCAGCUUGCACAUGCCACCACCUCCACAGGGACCUCACAACCCUCUAUUAGGUAUAAGACGAAUAAGCAACCUACAGAUCCAACCAUCAUCCACAAUUAAAGCUGUUCCUUCAGUGCCUCCUAAACCAGAUCUUCAGAGGAGAAGUCCCCCCUUGCCCACAAUUAUAUCGACACAUUCCUUGCAGCCCUCUUUUACUUUGUCAAGUUCAAAAAAUGUAGACCAGAAUCUCUCACAAACUGUUGUGGAAGCCAUGCCUGAAAGUACAUGCAGUGUUUCAUCACCAAGUACAAGUACAUCUUUAGCACCCGCCAUAAGACCAACAUCCUCAGAAGCUAGCAUUGUAAUAAGCGAAGAGCAACCCUCAUCUUCAGUUCCAACUAAUCCUGGAUAUGAAUUCCUUGGCAACCCAAGUAGGAAUAUCAAAAUUCCCGGAACUUUAUUAAUAAAAGCAAGACAAAAGACAAAACCAAAGUAUGCAGCGCGUUACUUGAUCCGUGUCUUGUUCCCUAAAGAAGUACUCGUCUGCAGCAGCAUGGGAAAAAAUUCACAGGGACUGAGAGUGCUUGAUAUCGGCAAGGUCACUGCACUAAGAGAAUUCCUAGAAUCUGCAUUCCCAGCCUUUGAUCUUGGUGAAUAUGGCAAGGACUGGAAGACCUGUGUCACUUAUGUUAAUACUAUGAUUCGCUGUUUACGAUGUGAAGCCAGAAAUCAGGCCAAAAAUUUUGCUAAGCAGGCAGCUACUCAGGAUCCAGAAGACUCUAUUUGUGUGGAUUCUGAUGCCAAUGAGGAGGAUGAGGAGGAUGUAUUACCCGUGGAAACAUCUCCAGUAACACAGAACACUGCCAGCUCAACAACUGCUAAGCUACUGAACUCACAGAAGGAUAAUAAAGAAACAGAACCACCAUUAGCAAAAACACCAGAAAAACAGUCACAGUCAGACCCUAUGGAAUUUUUGGGUGAAAGCUGGAGAAAUGUGAAAUUGCCAUUUUCCGUUAUAUAUAUUGGAAAAGGAAAAAUUCGUCCAGAGCUAUCUGCUAGGUACCUUAUAAGACACCUUUUUACAGAGGAUGUACUGGUUAAAAGUAAUGUCUAUGGAAAUCUGGAACGUGGAAUAGUGCCACUAGACUGCAACAAGAUCAGUGCUUUAAGAGACUUUCUUCAGAAAACCUAUCCAUCGUUUGAUUUGAAGGAAUCUGGAUAUGAUUGGAAGGCAUGUGUUGCAGCAAUUAACAGUACCAUUCGUAGCCUCCGCCACGACCAGAAAAAAGGCAUAACACAACCACGAAAUAAAAUUCCAAAUAGGCAGCAAAGUUCUUCAGAACAAGUAUUACAACAUAUAAAGAUGGUAUCAUCAACCAAGCAGAAUGAAGAGCAUGGUUCUUGAGAAGAACCGUUUUG